UUGGGGCGUUCAGUUGGUAAAAGUGUUGCGUUGCGUAUGGUUUGAGCUGAAACUACCGCAGUGUUUUCAAAUCAAAAACAAAAAUAUAACUGCAUAUUUUUCACUUUUGAUACACAAAAGCUAAAAAGGAACUGUGCAAAAUAAUAAUAAUAAAAAAACAGACACAACAAAAAACGCAUUCGAAUAUAAAGCAGCGGUGUACAAAAACAACAAAAAAGCUCCACGAAGUGCACGACAGUUCAGAAUUAAACCACGAAAGAUGUCGCUGUUGCGUACUGUAUUGUUGCUGGCUUUCGGUGCCACCGUCGCCUUGGCUCAACGUCGUCUAGCGUUGCCGGAUCCACGGAGUUGCGCUAAUCGUGUUCGCCAUGCCACGUACCGUGAUGCGCGCGGUGUUGCCCACUCAUAUUUCUUCAGCUGGGAGCAUGCGCCGACGCGCAGUCUCGAAGUCGACUGGUUGGAUGCGCGUAAUAUUUGCCGUCGCCACUGCAUGGAUGCCGUUUCACUGGAGACACCACAAGAGAAUGAAUUCAUCAAGCAGCGCAUAGCGCGUGGCAAUGUGCGUUACAUUUGGACUUCGGGUCGUAAGUGCAAUUUUGCUGGCUGUGAUCGUCCCGACUUGCAGCCACCAAAUGAGAAUGGCUGGUUCUGGUCGGGUUCGGGCGCCAAAAUCGGACCCACCUCGCAGCGCAACACCGGCGAUUGGUCACAUACCGGCGGCUACAAUCAACCACAACCGGACAAUCGUGAGGCUGCACAGGGCAACGAUGAGUCGUGCUUGUCGAUUUUGAAUAAUUUCUACAACGAUGGACUCAAAUGGCACGAUGUGGCCUGCCAUCAUUUGAAGCCGUUCGUGUGCGAGGACUCCGAUGAGCUCUUGAACUUUGUGCGUUCACGCAAUGCCGGUAUUCGUCUGUAAGUUCGCGCGCACUGUAUGCUAAUGGAAAGGGUGUGCUGGUUGUACUGUUAGUUUUGUCAUAGCAUGAUGGAAUGUGACGAUUGUGGAUGCAUGGAACGUGACCUUUGUUGCUGUUUUUGUUUAUGUUUAUGGUUUAUUUGUAUUAUUAUUUGUAAUGUUUUUGUUUAAGGCUUACCGAUUUGUUUCGCAAUUGGCAAGAAAUUUUCGAAGGUUUGAACAAAAAACGCUGUUUUAGUUUUUAAGUGGAAUUUGAAAUUAAUUUAUGUUAAAAUUACAAAUAAAAUCGAAAAACUUUGUUGAAAA
Molecule: messenger RNA, 1222 nt
Organism: Bactrocera latifrons
Lineage: Eukaryota; Metazoa; Arthropoda; Insecta; Diptera; Tephritidae
Exons: 3
Coding region: 260-919 (219 amino acids)
Source: RefSeq, a predicted model, not a curated record